Molecule: messenger RNA, 1728 nt
Organism: Ostrinia furnacalis (Asian corn borer)
Lineage: Eukaryota; Metazoa; Arthropoda; Insecta; Lepidoptera; Crambidae
Exons: 1
Coding region: 1-1728 (575 amino acids)
Biological process (GO): DNA integration
Molecular function (GO): nucleic acid binding
Source: RefSeq, a predicted model, not a curated record
AUGGCUUCAAGAACUCUGCAUUCUCACGAACGACGCUACUCACAACUUGAUAAAGAAGCAGCGGCAAUUAUGUUUGGAAUAACAAAGUUCCAUAAUUACUUGAUGGGACGACAUUUUCGGAUUGUGACUGAUCACAAGCCGUUAUUGGGAAUAUUCAACCCCAAGAAACCAAUGACUAGUAUGCUUUCACCCCGUUUGACAAGAAUUGCCAUAGCCUUGACUUCACAUAGCUAUGAAAUAACAUACAGACCUGGGCCGCAGAUCGGAAGUGCUGACAGUUUGAGUAGAUGGCCUCAACCGGUACCAGAUCAACUUGAAGAACCACUCUACGAAAUUUUACUGAUGGCUGAAAAACCUGAGGAUUUCCCUUAUGAUGUGUCACACAUAGCUUCCGAGACGAAAGGCGACCGCAUCCUAUCUAGAGUCAUGCAUUACAUCCAAUGCGGUUGGCCAGCUAAAAUAACCGAUCCUGAGUUAAGGCCUUUCUGGUUACAACGUGCAGAACUUUCAAUACAAAAUGAUUGCAUACUACUGGGCUGCAGAGUUGUAGUGCCGAGGUCCCUUCGUCCAACAAUCCUACGUGUUUUACAUAAAACACAUACUGGAAUUGUUCAAACCAAGACUUUGGCUAGAAGCUACGUUUGGUGGCCACGCCUUAACGAAGACAUCGAAGUGCUAGUGAGCGGAUGCUCAAAAUGCCUGGAACACAGACAUAUGCCACCUAAGACCAGCCAUGAAUGGAUUACACCAACCAGACCGUGGUCGAGAAUCCACGUUGAUUUUGCAGGCCCAUUUUACAAUAAAAACUUUUUGAUAAUGGUUGAUUCAUACUCUCGUUGGCCCGAAGUGUUUGUAGUAAAUAACAUAACCUCCGCUACAGUGAUAAAAUUUUUAAGAAACACUUUUGCCAUACACGGAUUGUGCGACGUACUAGUGUCGGAUAAUGGUACAUCUUUUGUAUCAGAUGAAUUGAAGAGAUUCCUACAAGCUAAUAACAUCCGGCAUGUCACCACGGCUCCCUAUCACCCGGCCACAAACGGGAUAGCGGAGAGGAUGGUACAGACAGUGAAAGACAAACUAAGAAAGAUGGAUGAUUCAUCAUGGGACAUCAAAAUACCAAACUUGUUGCUAGGCCUGCGGGUUACUCCAUGUACUACAACACACAAAAGUCCUGCAGAACUGCUAAUGGGAAGACGUUUACGAACGUUACUGGAUACUGUACAUCCUGAGAAUAUUCAACAUAAGAGAAUUGAGCAACAAAUUGAAGAAAACAAUCAAAGACAAGGAAGAGAAUCGAAUGUUGGACAAUCAGUGAUGUACAGAAACUACAGCAACCAUGGCCCUAGAUGGUUACGGGGCACAGUUACUUAUAAGAACGGACCCUCCAGCUACCAAAUAGAGACGAAUGGUGGCGGAGUAGUAAAUCGUCAUANUUUAAUAGUUGAUCAAAUAAUCAAAACAACAGCAGCAGAGGAGAUAACUACCAGAGUAACAAAUGAUACAGAUGCAGUCGUAGAAGGAACGCCGGAAUUGAUUACUGACGAUAUCAUAGAGAUACCAGAUGCAGACAAGUGGGCUGACAUCUUGGGCAUUCCAAGCCAAGCUACUACAACACCGGCUCUGGGAAAGAUAAAAAAUAAACCAAAUUUGCAUUCUAGAAGCCCCUAUGACAGACCUGAUGCCUCCGCAUCAGCAGAUGAUAACCUUUACAUAAAUUUCCUAACUUAA